Messenger RNA from Paramecium pentaurelia, 720 nucleotides. NCBI's taxonomy places the organism in Eukaryota, Ciliophora, Oligohymenophorea, Peniculida, Parameciidae. The record is from the annotation of a GenBank genome assembly.
GUAGAUGAAUAUAAUUAAUCUCCAUUCUCAAAGAAAGGAUUCUGUCAAUUAUGUAGACGUUAAAAACCUGAACGUUGUCAUGUAUAAUUUCAAAAAUAUAUUUUAGCAUUGUUCAGUUUGUAAUCGUUGUGUAUUAUAAAUGGAUCAUCAUUGUCCAUGGAUAAAUACAUGUGUAGGUUAUUAAAACAGAAAGUAAUUCAUAUUACUAUUAUUUUACGCAUUGUUAUUUAACUUUAUAACAGUAAUAAGCACAACUAAAACAUAUUUGCUUUCAUUUCAAUUUUCAUAUUUAAAUAUUAUUUAUGCUUUGAUUUGUAUUGGUAAUUAUGUUUUAGUAGUUUUGCUUAUUGGUUUUCUUAAAUAUCACUUAAAUUUAUUAUAAAAAAAUUAGACAACAUUAGAAGACAUAAUUAGUAAGAAUAAUUAAAUAUCAUUUAAUAUCUACGAUAUUGAUCCACAUACUAAUAUUGUCUAGAUAUUUGGAUAAAAUAAAAUUUUAUGGUUAUUCCCAAUAUAUUCUGGUUUUGGAUGUGAUGAUGGAAAUUCAUUCCCAAAAAAUGAUUAUAAAGUUAUGUAAACUUCUUCUCCAUAAGUUAUUUCAGUGUAAAAAUUCAAAUUUAUUAUAGUUUUUAUGAAUAAUAGUAUGUAAGUAGUGAUAAAAAUAAGAAUGAAUAUUCAAAUGUUUAAACUUUAUAUAAAAGAGAAAUAAAAGAUUAAUGA